GGAUUUUACCCUCUCGGGUGUCGAAUUGUGGAUAGUUUGGUGUAUACAUUUUUGCAAUGUAACAUUAAUACAUUUGAGACGGUGUUCAUUGAAUUAUCCAUUCGGGGAAGAGGCUGAGGUUUCCGAUGCAAGUGUCUCAUUUAUUUCUUCCCUCUCUCUAUUACUGCCUGCCAAGGAAUGAAACUGUAUCUUUGAGGGGGGUAGAAUCCAACCGCGCUAAUGGAAAUCACCCUUCCUACGUUUUGUCUCACCCUCACCAGCUUCUCGAAAUUCUUCCAACACUUUCAAUUCUCAACUCUCAAUUCUCAACCACGACAAAUCCGGCGAAUCUUACCACAAUUGAGAUGCUCAUUUUCUUCACUCUUUCAACCCUUUCGAUCUUGAAUUUACCAUCCAACAUUCUCUUCAAAUUCUCCUGAUUGUUGACCAGUCGGGCCUCACAUUGAAACAUUCUGCCUUCUUCGUGGAUUCUAUCGAUCAACAAGCCUCACUGAUUGAGUUUUGGUGCGCAUGAAUUAUUCUCCUCUCAUUCGUCUAUUCUAGGAUGCCUUCUUUCUCCCUCUCUAUUGAUUUCACCUCCCCUCCAGUGGCUUGAAUUCCCUCCGAAGGCCUUGCUUCCAAUGCCUCUGCCAUCAUUAAGAUCCUUCACCAAGUCAUCAAGUCUCAAAGACCCAAAGACCAUCAAGUUUUGCCCCAUGACUUCCUUCCUCCACAUGUCGCAUUUCUAAUUCGGAUUAUACGAAGCAGCACUUCUCGUAAAAGCCAAGUUCUUUUAGCGCAACCUACCCAACCGCUUUAAUAUGGUGUUGUCGCAUACAAAUUCACCAUGGCACCAACUUGUUACACAUGCAAAACCACCUUCCAAGUAAAUUCGCAUAUGGUAUCGCACUGCCGAGUAACUGGACACGUUCGUGGCUGGGUCUGUGGCAAUUGUGAUAAACCAUUCCAGGACGAAGAGGCGAGAAGACAGCAUGUUCAGGCGAAGCAUCCACAGGGAAAGCGCCCAUUCAUGUGUUCUCAUUGUAACGAGUCUUUCCGCUCCGAGGAAGCAAGAAAAAAACAUACUGAGGCCAAGCACCAGUUCCAGUGUUCUUAUUGUAAAGAUAAUUUCAAUUCUGCAGACAGUCUGAAACAACACAACUUCACCGAUCACUAUUUUCCCUGCGAAUUCAACGACUGUGACUCUGUAUUCAAUACGGAACAGCUUCUAAACAACCACAAAGGAAACAAACACAAGUUCCGGUGUAAUAAGUGCAAUAAAGAUUUUCAAUCCCAGGGCCCUCUCGACAAGCACGAUACAGAGUUCCACCGCUCUUUCCGCUGCAAAUCUUGUAACAAAGAUUUUAAAUCGGAGAUUGCGCUAGAACAGCACAUAAGCUCUUCGGCCCAUUCACAGACCUGUCCAAAAUGUAGCAAAUCGUUUCCAUCCUAUGCUAGUCUUCAACAGCACACCACCGCCGAGCAUACAUGGAAAUGCAAUCAUUGUCAACAUACAUUUGAUGGCCAGAACCACCUUAUACUACAUCAUACCUAUGAACACUUGAUGGUCAAAUGUUCCAUCUGCUACGCCAAAUUUAAUCACAUUGCAGAGCUAAUAAACAUAAGUCAGAGCAGCAUUCUUUUCAAUGUGAAUACUGCCCAAUUCAUCCAUUUGCAACCUAUACCCUUCUCAAAGAACACGAAUCCUCAUCUCACAACUUCAAAUGCUCGGCAUGUCCCAAACAUUUCAAACUCCAGGUUGAGCGAAACAGCCAUUUCGAACAAGUGCAUCCUCAGUUAUGCUCCCAAUGUGGCUUAAGAUUCGAUAGUUCGGCUCUCUUGAAUAUUCA
Botrytis cinerea B05.10 is the source of this 1829-nucleotide messenger RNA. RefSeq lists its product as hypothetical. The record is from RefSeq and is a predicted model, not a curated record. The transcript has 2 exons. Gene Ontology annotation, biological process: regulation of transcription by RNA polymerase II. Lineage: Eukaryota; Fungi; Ascomycota; Leotiomycetes; Helotiales; Sclerotiniaceae. Gene Ontology annotation, molecular function: DNA-binding transcription factor activity, RNA polymerase II-specific; RNA polymerase II transcription regulatory region sequence-specific DNA binding. Bases 827 to 1798 code for a protein of 323 amino acids. Gene Ontology annotation, cellular component: nucleus.